Messenger RNA from Linum trigynum, 2914 nucleotides. The record is from the annotation of a GenBank genome assembly. Lineage: Eukaryota; Viridiplantae; Streptophyta; Magnoliopsida; Malpighiales; Linaceae.
CCCGCCCUUCUUUGCUCCACAUUCCGCCACGUGUAACUCCUACGUCCGCUCCCUCCCCGCACCAUUUCUAACACAGCCUCUCUCUCUCUACAAAGCUUCCAUUUCCCAUUCAGCAACCAAACCAUUCACAGUUUCACACAGGACAGUCCCCACUCUCCACUGUCCGUAGCCACUUUCCGGUGCGAGAGCGAGUAGAUAUUUUCUCUCUCUUUCUCUUCGCCUCUUUAGCGGCGUAAAGGCGGUCCUGUGCUCUCGUUUCGGUUGCGGUUCCGUUAUGGAAGCGGCACCACAGCUCGUCUAUGGCGGGAUUGAGCCUCGCUCGUUUGCAUCACUCGCUCGUUUCUCUAGAGCUUCGGUCAAGGUGCCGGCACGGCGGCGAAUCAGCCGCGUUAUGGCAGUAGCGACUGAGCCGAAGCCGGCGCAGAGUGGGAAGGACAAGCCAUCGCCGAAUUCGAACGGCUCCGCGACGUCCGGGCCGGCUAGAAUUCUUGUCAACGGAGCUUCGUCCAAGUCAGCGCCGAAGAGGCCCGUCAAUGGAGCUGCUUCUACUAGGAUGGGAGAGGUUUCGCAGGAGAUCAAGAGAGUGAGAGCGCAGAUGGAAGAGAAUGAACAACUGUCUAUCCUUAUGAAAGGACUUAGAGGCCAGAAUCUGAGGGACGAGCAGUUUGCUGAUAACAGUAUUAAGCUUCGCUUGGUGGAGGUUGACGAAAGCAGCGAAUUUCUGCCCACGGUGUAUGAUCCUGCCACCAUUUCUGCUUACUGGGGAAAACGGCCUCAAGCUGUUGCAACACGCAUUGUUCAGUUGCUCUCGGUGGCUGGAGGUUUCCUAUCUCGCAUUGCUUGGGAUGUGAUUAACAACAAAGUCAACGAGAAUCAAGUGACUAGAGCCAUUGAGUUAAGAGAGAUUGUCACAUCAUUGGGUCCAGCAUACAUCAAACUUGGCCAAGCAUUGAGUAUUCGUCCAGACAUAUUGUCACCUGUUGCAAUGACUGAGUUGCAGAAGCUUUGCGACAAGGUUCCUUCAUUUCCAGAUGACAUUGCAAUGGCUCUGCUAGAGGAAGAGCUUGGACAACCGUGGCAGAAUAUCUACUCUGAACUUUCUUCUUCUCCCAUUGCUGCUGCCUCAUUAGGACAGGUAUAUAAGGGUCGACUAAAAGAAACAGGUGAACUUGUAGCUGUUAAAGUACAGAGACCAUUUGUUCUCGAGACAGUAACAGUCGAUCUUUUCGUCAUAAGGAACUUAGGCUUGUUUCUGCGGAAAUUUCCUCAGAUCUCUGUCGAUGUUGUUGGAUUGGUUGAUGAAUGGGCCGCUCGCUUUUUUGAAGAGCUGGAUUAUGUUAAUGAAGGUGAAAAUGGAACUCUUUUUGCUGAAAUGAUGAGGAAGGACCUUCCGCAGGUUGUUGUGCCAGCGACUUACCUGAAAUAUACUACAAGAAAGGUUCUCACAACACAAUGGAUUGAUGGAGAGAAACUGUCGCAAAGCACUGAAAGUGAUGUUGGAUCAUUGGUCAAUGUUGGAGUCAUAUGUUACUUAAAGCAGUUACUAGAUACUGGAUUUUUCCAUGCUGACCCACAUCCUGGGAAUCUGAUCCGCACACCAGACGGGAAGCUGGCUAUACUUGAUUUUGGUCUUGUCACAAAGCUAACUGAUGACCAGAAAUAUGGGAUGAUUGAAGCUAUUGCUCACCUCAUACAUAGGGAUUAUGAUGCAAUUGUCAAAGAUUUUGUCAAACUUGGGUUUAUUCCUGAAGGGGUUAAUUUGGCACCCAUUUUACCGGUACUGGCUAAGGUUUUUGAUCAGGCACUUGAAGGUGGUGGUGCAAAGAAUCUCAACUUCCAGGAGUUAGCAGCGGAUCUUGCACAAAUAACCUUUGAUUAUCCGUUUAGGAUACCUCCUUAUUUUGCACUGAUAAUCAGGGCAAUCGGGGUGUUGGAAGGCAUCGCUUUGGUGGGAGAUCCUGAAUUUGCCAUUGUAGACGAGGCAUACCCAUACAUUGCACAGAGGCUCCUUACUGAUGAAUCGCCUCGUCUGAAAAGUGCUCUGCGUUACAUGAUUUAUGGGAAAUCGGGUGUAUUUGAUGCCGAAAGAUUCAUUGAUGUCAUGCAAGCCUUUGAGACUUUCAUCACGGCAGCCAAAAGUGGAGGAGGAGCGGAGCUGAACGGGGAUAUGGCAGGACUAGGCAUCAUGCGAACUGAAAGUAUAGUCUCCUCUGCCUCAUUUUUGCCUGCUUUUCCACUAGCAGCGACCCAACAAACUACCGAACCAAUUCAAACAAGGGCAGCCCUAACCUUUCUGAUUUCGGAGAAGGGAAACUUUUUCAGAGAAUUCCUUCUUGACGAGAUCGUUAAAGGAAUUGACGCUGUGACGAGGGAACAGUUGGUUCAAAUACUGGCACUUGUUGGAUUUGGAAAUGCUCCACCUGUCUUUAGCAUGGUUCCUAGACCAUUUAGACCAGCAGCUCUUCUCCCGAGCAUAACCGAGGAGGACAAAGUCAUCCUGAACAACGUCCAGAAGGUUAUUGAGUUCCUAACUGCCGGGAGCUCACUCUCAAGCACAUCCACUCAGGGGGGUGCCAACACAGCCCAGAUUGUACGGGAGCUUCUUCCUGUUCUGCCCGGCAUAUCAGCCAGGGUGCUCCCUGAGGUAAUCACAAGGCUCACUUCCAGAGUAGCUGCUCGGAUAAUUCGGGAUGCAUUUUUGUUGCAGUAAUUAGUUCCGAUGUGUACAUAAGUUAGGUAACAUACGAGAUACAUACAAUGAGCAUCAAUUGUACAAUGCCCUGUCUUUGAAGGAAGCGGAUUUGGGAUAACAAAAACAGAUAGAUGCAUUAUAUGUAACCAGAGAGUUGAGUAAGGAGAGAAAGUGACCUCCCAUUCUGUACAUCAUCUGUUCAAGUAAAGUGCCAUUAUUACA